CAUGGCAAGCUUUGGAAACGCGUUUGUGAUGCCGGCGUUGGUGUUAGCAGCAAUCAUCGUCAUGUCUUCGGCGAGACUUUCAUCUGCAUCUGGAGACAUUUAUGGAAAUUAUGCUGAUCGUGAUGAACCAUCAUCAAUAAGCCCUAGCCCUAACCCUAGCCCUAGCCCUAGCACCACAGAAGAUAUCAGCAGCAGCAGCAGCAAUUUCCCAGAUGUACUGCCGCUGGAGCCCUCGCAGGGAUACUACAGGCAUUUGAGGAAAUGCGCAGACGAAAUAAGCCCUCUGUGCGCUGAACAGAUCUUUGAGGGUAUGUUCUACAGUAACGAAGAACUGACUGAGGAUUGUUGCGCAAACCUUUUGCAUGUGGGAUACGAUUGUCACCGGGGGUUGGUUAAGCUAAUCCUCCUAGAACCGACGUUCAAAGGCAAAGCUUCCGAGGCAUUGCACAAGAGUUUCCAAAUAUGGAGCAAGUGUGUCGUAGUCGUUCAUCAAGCCGACUCACCUUCCCCUACUGCUGCCGCUGUUUCUAAUUAAAUUUCUUGUUUUCUUGCACUAGAAUCUACAUGAGCAUGACGAUGAUUUAGUCAGCUAAUAUAGGACUUAUCUGAA
Molecule: messenger RNA, 610 nt
Organism: Pyrus x bretschneideri (Chinese white pear)
Lineage: Eukaryota; Viridiplantae; Streptophyta; Magnoliopsida; Rosales; Rosaceae
Product: protein DOWN-REGULATED IN DIF1 11-like
Exons: 1
Coding region: 2-535 (177 amino acids)
Source: RefSeq, a predicted model, not a curated record